Molecule: messenger RNA, 348 nt
Organism: Photinus pyralis (common eastern firefly)
Lineage: Eukaryota; Metazoa; Arthropoda; Insecta; Coleoptera; Lampyridae
Exons: 1
Coding region: 1-348 (115 amino acids)
Biological process (GO): tRNA 5'-leader removal
Cellular component (GO): ribonuclease P complex
Source: RefSeq, a predicted model, not a curated record
AUGACUAUGCUCGUCAACUGGGAACCGCCGAGCGCGAAUGUGUGCCCCUCGUCAGUCGCGAAAUAUUUUCACGAUCUAAACCUCGACGUUGAACUUUGCGUUCCCGAUUUUUGUACGCGGACAAGCUACACGGUCAAAGUGCCGGAUUUUACUGUAGACGAGGUCGACGAUUUCAUCGAGUGGCUUGGCGUGUUUUCUUUGGAAUCAAAUCUGGGUGGUGGAGAUGAGUAUUUGUCAGCAUACGAAACGCCCCAGCCACAUCAGGAAUAUGGGCAAGUGAAAUUUUUGCAAUGGAGAGGAUUUUUCACCAGCCAUCAAAUAAGAAAACUGUGCGAAUUUUUGAUGUAA